Schistocerca nitens (vagrant locust) is the source of this 2358-nucleotide messenger RNA. RefSeq names its product proton channel OtopLc-like. The record is from RefSeq and is a predicted model, not a curated record. Gene Ontology annotation, biological process: proton transmembrane transport. Bases 31 to 1953 code for a protein of 640 amino acids. Gene Ontology annotation, molecular function: proton channel activity. The transcript has 10 exons. Lineage: Eukaryota; Metazoa; Arthropoda; Insecta; Orthoptera; Acrididae. Gene Ontology annotation, cellular component: membrane.
GCGGGCGGCAGCGGCGCGCGCCUGUCCGAGAUGGCGCUCGUGCCGUCCGACAAGCGCCUCACCGCCUCACCGCGCAGCCCCAGCCGCCGCCGGGCGCACUUCGCCAUAGGACCGCAGCGCUCCGGGUCGACGUCGUCGCUGGUGAAGGCGGCCCUCUACCAGUCCAUGCACGGACGGUCUCAGUCUCUGCCCUUCAUACAGAGGCCCGCCCAGCGCGCCGCCAACAAGGAGAUCAACCGCCUGCGCGUGGACGCGUUGACGACCAUUCUGUCCGGACUGUACGCCAAGCUGCUCGUGGUGCUGGGCGUCGCAUUUCCUAUGGCCGAGACUAUAUCGGCGCAUGUUCCUGCUUCCUUCUAUGAGGGCUUCUACGUGUUCCUGUACGCGGGCAGCAUGCUGUUCCUGCUGCUGCUGUACUGCUGCCUGCUCAAGGAGCGGGCCCUCGACUCGGUGGUGCAGAGCCACCAGGCCGAGAGCGGCGGCCGCCGCCGCAAGAUAUCCGCCACCGCGUCGGCGCCGCGCUCCCGCUACGGCAGCUUCUACCUGCGCAUGGGCGCCGUCGCUUUCGGCAUCGGUAGCAUGAUAUAUUCUGGGCUGGAGUUUGGCCAGUUCUUCGAGUUGGAGAAGAACCCCAAAUGCUACAACGUGAUGCUGUCUGUGACGCCCAUCGCCCGAAUGAUCUUCAUCAUCAUGCAAAUGCAGUUCAUAUUCCUCAGCAACAAGCAACUUAAAGUUCGCACCUACCACGUUCCCAUGAGGUUCGGCCUGAUGCACAUGAUUGCAUGCAAUGUCUGCGUCUGGCUCAAUGUCCUCAUUCAGGAGACCAAGCACGAGAUCAUCGCACUCUACUCGACGAGUUCAGAGUUGAACUCAGUUGGAGGAGAGAUCAACGCCACAAUCACAACCACGGAGGCGUCUCCAGCUGCGCUGAACUCCACGACACAAAAUACCACCCUACUGAAUGCGACACACUCGAAUGUCGGGAGCGAAUUCGGGCGACUGAAGGGUCUUCAAGACCUGCGCGAGUGCCGGCGUUCCAACAUCAUGGGCUCGCUGGUGCAGAACGCGUCGCCCUUCCUGUUCCCGUGCACCAUCGAGUACUCCCUCAUCUGCGCCGUUAUCCUCUACGCCAUGUGGAAGGACGUCAACGCCUACUCCAGGGGCCGACAGAGCUACUCUGGUGCCUACGGCAACAAGAUCAGUACUACCAAGGCGCCGUCGGCGCUGCAGCCGGCGCUGUACCCCGGCGGGCAGUCGGGUCAGCAGAUCUCGGUGGACUGCGCGAGCGCGCACAAGGGCCUGUUCGCCGGCGUGCUGGUGCUCGUGCUCACCAUCCUGUCGCUCAUCCUGUUCUGCGUGCUGAGCCGCGACCGCGCGCUGCUCCAGAUCAACGCUUGCGAGCUCACGCUCUACUCGGCCGCCGUCAUCGCCACGCUGCUCAGCAUGUGGCGCAUGCGCCACCUAGAAUACGACACGUGCCGGCGCUUCGAGCUGGACAACAUGCUGCUGGUGACGGCACAGACGGGCCUGUACGUGUACACGCUCUUCUCCAUCAUCGCGGGCUACUUCUCGGCCGGCACAGGUGCUGACGCGGCGCCCGGCGUGGUGGUGAUGUCGGUGAGCGCGCUGCUGCAGACCACGCUGCAGACGGUGUUCAUCCUGGACGCGUGGUGGCGGCGGUGCGGCAACCCCGCGCAGGCGCGCGCCAAGCCCGGCCGCCAGCUCGUCACCUUCCUGCUGGUGACCAACAUGGCGCUCUGGGCCGUGUCGCGCCUCCAGAACUCGCGAGCGGACUUCCACCCCGUCGAGCUGCGCUUCUACGGCUUCUGGGUGUGGACCAUCAUCACGCACGUCGCCAUGCCACUGGCCGUCUUCUACCGCUUCCAUUCUACCGUCUGCCUCUGCGAGAUCUGGAAGAGCGCCUACAAGAUGAGGCUGCCGGUCAGAAAGUAAUGGCAGCGCCGGGCUCGGCUCGGUCCUCGUCAUCGUUUGAUCCGCCUCGGGUAUUUGGUCCUGGAGGUGGUGCACCAUGGUGCAACGAAGAGGAAACCGGAUCUAAUGGUCCUAAACGAACGAAGCCUUGAAUUAUGUUUUUGAAUGUUCAUAUCAGCCAUUAUUGUUUUGUGAUCAUGAGUCUGAAGACUGCUGGGGUGCAGUUUCCACGCUAGUCUACCCUGUGAUAACCUCUUCAUCUCUACAUAACUAUUAUAACCUACAUCGAUUUGCACCUGCUUACUGCAUUCAACUCUUGGUCUAACUCUACAAUUUUUACCGUCCACACUUUCUUCCAGUGCCAAAUUAUCAUGUCCUUAAUAUCUCAGACUGUGCCUUCUUUUAAUAAACUUCUUACACACUAAA